AAACUAUAUAAUAACACGAAUAAGAACACAAUUAAGAAUCCAGCUUUAACGAUCACAAGCAAUUCUCCAGUAACAAUCUAACUGAACAUCGGAAUUCUGCACUUCAAUUGAUCGUUUAUAUGUAUAUCAUAUUCACGUCAAGUAUCCUAUUAGCCACAUGGGUUGCUCUGCUUCCCUUCCAGAUAGGAAUUCCAGGCAGUUGAGUGGACUAAAUGGUUUUGAGAGCAGUGGGGCAGCUGAUGCGAAAAACCUGCGUGUUAAGCUGGUUUUAUUAGGUGAUUCAGGUGUUGGUAAAAGUUGCAUUGUUCUUCGCUUUGUUCGUGGCCAGUUUGACCCAACAUCCAAGGUUACAAUUGGAGCUUCUUUCUUGUCUCAGACAAUAGCUCUGCAAGAUUCUACAACAGUUAAAUUUGAAAUAUGGGACACAGCUGGCCAAGAAAGAUAUGCUGCACUGGCACCGCUGUACUACAGAGGUGCUGCAGUUGCAGUUAUUGUGUAUGAUAUAACAAGCCCAGAGUCAUCCAACAAAGCACAAUAUUGGGUUAAGGAGCUACAAAAACAUGGGAGUCCUGAUAUAGUCAUGGCUUUAGUUGGUAACAAAGCUGAUCUUCAUGAGAAUCGAGAAGUUCCCACACAAGAUGGCAUUGAGUAUGCAGAGAAGAACGGGAUGUUCUUUAUUGAGACCUCUGCCAAGACUGCAGAUAAUAUAAAUCAGUUGUUUGAGGAAAUCGCUAAGCGACUUCCCCGUCCAUCCAGUUCAUAAUUGUGGAUGCAUGGAAUCUCCCAAUGUAAUGUGCAGAUGUUUUUCAUUAAUUUGAGACUACUUGUUCUGAUUAAAAUUGUAUAAUAUACAUGGUUUAUAUAGAUAUUUACAAAUUCACAAAUCAGGAAAUUAGAUCAUAAUAGAAGGAAACCAAUCUAUAGUUUUAAGUGAAUCACACACUAAAACAGCAAAAAAAAAACCACUUGAUAAAUUAGAACAUCCUCACAUGUAAUCCCCACAUAAUGUCAAGUUUGUGUAUCAUGUUGGAUUUAAUCCUAACUCUCUGUUCUGUA
Molecule: messenger RNA, 1056 nt
Organism: Mangifera indica (mango)
Lineage: Eukaryota; Viridiplantae; Streptophyta; Magnoliopsida; Sapindales; Anacardiaceae
Product: ras-related protein RABF1-like
Exons: 8
Coding region: 158-763 (201 amino acids)
Molecular function (GO): GTPase activity; GTP binding
Source: RefSeq, a predicted model, not a curated record